AUGACAGUGAAUGAAGCUAAGUACUUGACUAGUGAUAACAAGCAGUUUCCUUACAUGUAUGGUCUACCAAAACUUCACAAACCGGGUAAAGAUAUUAGGCCCAUCAUCAAUUGCAGGGAUUGCCCGUUCUAUAAAUUAUCCAAAUGGUUAUUGAACAGAUUUAAGGCAUUGGAAGCAUAUGAAACAAGGAGUGUGAAAAACUCGAUUGAGCUAGCGAAAACCCUGGAGAAUGAGGAGGUGCAAGAUGAUGAGGUGUUGGUGUCGUUUGACGUGAAAUCGUUAUUUCCCAGUGUGCCAGUGGAUAAAGCACUUCAGCUGUUGAGCAAGUGGUUAAAAAAUAGUGGUUUAAUGAAGCAAAAAGUAAAAGAGUUUUUAAGAUUGACAGAAAUUUGUACCAGUCAAACAGCGUUCAGAUUUAACAACAAAAUGUACAGACAAGUAAGUGGCCUAUUCAUGGGGAACCCGAUCUCACCAUUUUUGUCGGACUUGUUUAUGAGUAACUUGGAAAUCGAGAGGAUAGUUUUUCGGCCAGAUAUGUUUUUGUUAUGGCGUAGGUACGUUGAUGAUGUACUAUCCAAAAUAAAGAAAGGGCAGCAAACCUUGGCCUUAGAGUAUUUAAACCACCUCGAGGAAUCUAUUGAAUUCACAAUAGAAGAAGAAAAAGACCAAAAAUUACCGUUUCUUGACCUUUUAUUGGAUAGAUCAAAUAAUAAGAUCGAGUUCGACAUUUACAGAAAACCUACUGAUACAGGGAAUUAUAUCAAAGGUAAUGCACACAACCCUAAAGUUCAUAAAACAGCAGCGUUUAGGAGCAUGGCAUACCGUAUGAUGAAAAUUCCUCUCAGUGAUGAGAACAGAAAGAGAGAAGAAAACAACAUCAUCAGUAUUGCCAAGAAAAAUCAUUUCCAGGAGGAGGAAAUCAGGCAAGUCAUAAACAAGGUGAAAAGGAAAGUGAGGAUGAACAACUUGACGACUUUGAAAGGAGAAACCAAAGAUAAAAGGUAUAGAAAAUUUACUUUCCAUCCCAAAUGGGGUCCAAAAUUCAAAAAAGUUUUUCAAAAAUUGGACAUUGAGCUAAGCUUCACAAACAAUCACAAUUUAAUGAACAGAUUUAGCAAGAAAAUAGAAACAACAGAAAAAGAUGACUCUGCAAAACCUGGGAUAUAUGAAAUCAACUGUAACACUUGCCACAAAUGUUACGUGGGCCAAACGAAAAGAUCAUUGAAAAUCAGGGGCCAAGAGCAUGUGAGGAAUAUGAAAAACAGAGAAAUCACACGCUCGGCGGUGGCACACCAUUUUUGGUCCACAGGACACAAUAUUAAUUUUGAACCUAGGCUCCUCAAGGAAAGAACAGAAUUGAGUGAAAAUCGGCGUAAAUAUCAACAAAGGAGUAAUCCUGUUGCAUGA
Messenger RNA from Bemisia tabaci, 1407 nucleotides. The record is from RefSeq and is a predicted model, not a curated record. NCBI's taxonomy places the organism in Eukaryota, Metazoa, Arthropoda, Insecta, Hemiptera, Aleyrodidae.